Molecule: messenger RNA, 6088 nt
Organism: Myxocyprinus asiaticus (Chinese sucker)
Lineage: Eukaryota; Metazoa; Chordata; Actinopteri; Cypriniformes; Catostomidae
Product: ubiquitin carboxyl-terminal hydrolase MINDY-3-like
Exons: 16
Coding region: 3764-5251 (495 amino acids)
Biological process (GO): protein K48-linked deubiquitination
Molecular function (GO): K48-linked deubiquitinase activity; cysteine-type deubiquitinase activity
Source: RefSeq, a predicted model, not a curated record
CUACACGUGCUGUCACGUGAAUUUGUUUACAUUUGGCAACACUCAGCUGUAUAAGGGUAUUACUGUUAACCCUUUAGAUCUGCUCUCAGUGUAAUAGUAUAAUAAAGGGCAGUUUAUUUUGUUUAAGUCUAUGACUUGUAGUUUUAAAUGAUAAAACCGUAUGUCUGCUUAUAUAUUAGUUGAAGUCAGAAGUUUACAUAGACUUAGGUUGAAGUCAUUAAAACUCAUUUUUUAACCACUCCACAGAUUUAAUAUUAGCAAACUAUAGUUUUGCAAGUCAUUUAGGACAUCUACUUUGUGCAUGACCCGAGUAAUUUUUCCAGCAAUUGUUUACAGACAGAUUGUUUCACUUUUAAUUGACAAUAUCACAAUUCCAGUGGGUCAGAGGUUUACAUACACUUAAUUAUCUGUGCCUUUAAGCAGCUUGGAAAAUUCCAGUAAAUGAUGUCAAGCCUUUAGACAAUUAGCCAAUUAGCUUCUGGUUGGAGGUGUACCUGUGGAUAAUUAAGGCCUACCUUCAACCACAUUGCCUCUUUGCUUGACAUCAUGGGAAAAUCAAAAGAAAUAAUAAUAAUAAUUGUGGACCUCCACAAGUCUGGUUCAUCAUUGGGAGCAAUUUCCAAACACCUGAAAGUACCACGUUCAUCUGUACAAACAAUAGUACGCAAGUAUAAACACCAUGGGACCACGCAUCCAUCAUACCGCUCAGGAAGGAGACGCAUUCUGUCUCCUAGAGAUGAACGUAGUUUGGGGCGAAAAGUGCAGAUCAAUCCCAGAACAACAGCAAAGUACCUUGUGAAGAUGCUGGAGGAAACAGAUAGACAAGUAUCUAUAUCCACAGUAAAACGAGUCCUAUAUCGACAUAACCUGAAAGGCUGCUCAGCAAGGAAGAAGCCACUGCUCCAAAACCACCAUAAAAAAGCCAGACUACAGUUUGCAAGUGCACAUGGGGACAAAGAUCUUACUUUUUGGAGAAAUGUCCUCUGGUCUAAUGAAACAAAAAAUUGAACCGUUUGGCCAUAUUGACCAUUGUUAUGUUUGGAGGAAAAAGGUUGAGGCUUGCAAGCCAAAGAACACCAUCCCAACCGUGAAGCAUGGGGGUGGCAGCAUCAUGUUGUUGGGGUGCUUUGCUGCAGGAGGGACUGGUGCACUUCACAAAAUAGAUGGCAUCAUGAGGAAGGAAAAUUAUGUGUAUAUAUUGAAGCAACAUCUCAAGACAUCAGCCAGGAAGUUAAAGCUCAGUAACAAAUGGGUCUUCCAAAUGGACAAUGACUCCAAGCAUACCUCCAAAGUUGUGGCAAAAUGGCUUAAGGACAACACAGUCAAGGUAUUGGAGAGGCCAUCACAAAGCCCUGACCUCAAUCCGAUAGAAAACUUGUGGGCAGAACUGAAAUACCAUGUGAUACACCAGUUCUGUCAGGUGGAAUGGGUCAAAAUUCCAGUACCUUAUUGUGAGAAGCUUGUGGAAGGCUACCCAAAACAUUUGACCCAAGUUAAACAAUUUAAAGGCAAUGCUACCAAAUACUAACAAAGAGUAUGUAAACUUCUGACCCACUGGGAAUUUGAUGAAAGAAAUAAAAGCUGCAAUAAAUAAUUCUCUCUACUAUUAUUCUGACAUUUCACAUUCUUAAAAUAAAGUAGUGAUCCUAACUGACCUAAGACAGGGGUAUUUUCUAUGAUUAAAUGUCAGGAAUUGUGAAAAACUGAGUUUAAAUGUAUUUGACUAAGGUUUAUGUAAACUUCUGACUUCAGCUGUAUGAAUAUGUAUGUGUAUAUAAAACAUUUUGUUUUUGUGUGAUUUUUAUUUUAUUAUUAUUAUUUGGUUUUCCUGUGAGCUAUAAUUAAAAUAAAAACAUUUGUAUGUGUAUGUAUGAUUAUAUGUACAGUUGUGCUCAAAAGUUUGCAUACCCUUGGAGAAUUGGUAAUAUAUGUACCAUUUUUAAAGAAAACAUGAGUGAGCAGGCAAAACACAUUUCUUUUAUUUCUUAUGGGAUUCAUAUUCAACUGUAGGUUAUAACAGAAUGGCACAAUCAUAAAACAAAACAUGGCAACAAAGAAAAAAAUGAAAUGACCCCUGUUCAAAAGGCUGCAUACCCUUAGUUCUUAAUACUGUAUAUUGCCCCCUUUAGCAUGAAUGACAGCGUGCAGUCUUUUGUAAUAGUUGUCUAUGAGGCCCCAAAUUCUUGCUGGUGGUAUAGCUGCCCAUUCGUCUUGGCAAAAUGCCUCCAGGUCAUGCAAAGUCUUUGGUCGUCUUGCAUGAACCGCACGUUUGAGAUCUCCCCAGAGUGGCUUGAUGAUAUUAAGGUCAGGAGACUUUGAUGGCCACUCCAGAACCUUCACCUUUUUCUGCUGUAACCAAUGGAGGGUCAACUUUGCCUUGUGCUUAGGGUCAUUGUCGUGCUGGAAAGUCCAAGAGCGUCCCAUGCGCAGCUUUCGUGCAGAAGAAUGCAAAUUGUCUGCCAGUAUUUUCUGAUAACAUGCUGCAUUCAUCUUGCCAUCAAUUUUCACAAGAUUCCCCGUGUCUUUAUAGCUCACACACCCCCAAAACAUCAGUGAGCCACCACCAUGCUUCACAGUGGGGAUGGUAUUCUUUUCACUAUAGGCCUUGUUGACCCCUCUCCAAACAUAGCGCUUAUGGUUGUGACCAUAAAGCUCUAUUUUGGUCUUGUCACUCCAAAUUACAGUGUGCCAGAAUCUGUGAGGCAUGUCAAGGUGUUGUUGGGCAUAUUGUAACCAGGCUUUUUUGUGGCAUUGGCGCAGUAAAGGCCUCUUUCUGGCAACUCAACCAUGCAGCUCAUUUUUGUUCAAGUAUCAUCGUAUUGUGCUCCUUGAAACAACCACACCGUCUUUUUCCAGAGCAGCCUGUAUUUCUCCUGAGGUUACCUGUGGGUUUUUCUUUGUAUCAUGAACAAUUCUUCUGGCAGUUGUGGCUGAAAUCUUUCUUGGUCUACCUGACCUUGGCUUGGUAUCAAGAGAUCCCCAAAUUUUCCACUUCUUAAUAAGUGAUUGAACAGUACUGACUGGCAUUUUCAAGGCUUUGGAUAUCUUUUUAUAUCCUUUUCCAUCUUUAUAAAGUUCCAUUACCUUGUUACGCAGGUCUUUUGACAGUUCUUUUCUGCUCCCCAUGGCUCAGUAUCUAGCCUGCUCAGUGCAUCCACAUGAGAGCUAACAAACUCAUUGACUAUUUAUACACAGACACUAAUUGCAAUUUAAAAAGCCACAGGUGUGGGAAAUUAACCUUUAAUUUCUAUUUAAAUCUGUGUGUGUCACCUUGUGUGUCUGUAACAAGGCCAAACAUUCAAGGGUAUGUAAACUUUUGAUCAGGGCCAUUUGGGUGGUUUCUGUUAUCAUUAUGAUUUAAAAAGGAGCCAAACAACUAUGUGAUAAUAAAUGGCUUCAUAUGAUCACUAUCCUUAAAUAAAAGACAGUUUUUUUUUUUGCAUGAUCAGUCAUAUUUUCAAAAUCAAUGCCAAAAUUUCACAAUUUCUGUCAGGGUAUACAAACUUUUGAGCACAACUGUAUGUAUGUGUGUGUGUGUAUGUGUAUAUAUUUGUAUACAUUUUAUUGUGUAUUCUAUAAAUGCUUUAUUUUCUAUUCAAUUUGUAUUUCUUUUUAUUCAAUUUUUAAUUUCUUUUUUUUUUAUUAUUGUCUAUGUCUUGUUGCUGUUUUGUGUUGUUGUACAUUGGAAGUUCCUGUCAUCAAGACAAAUUCCUUGUAUGUGUAAGAAUACCUAGCAAUAAAGCUGAUUCUGUUUCUGAAAUAUAUGCUUAUUCUGUGCAAUAUCUACUAUAUCGUAUCAACUCCUCUUCAUGAUGUCCAUCAACAGUGCAGUGUCACUUUAAUUCAGCGUGAGCUGCGCUGCAAAAAUAGACACGACGCUGAAACUCCUGCUGCUCAUGUGCAGCUCAUGCACUGCUUCUAUCAUGCUCUGACACGCUGCUUCUGCUUCCGAUGUUUUGUCUUUAGUGAGUCAGAACGCAGUGCACUGGAGCAGUUCGAAGGCGGGCCAUGUGCAGUCAUCGCACCUGUGCAGGCUUUCCUGUUGAAGAAUAUUCUGUUUAACACUGAAGGCUCAAACUGGAAGGAUAUCUCAGGUGAAGUGAAUUGUGUCAUUUUCUUCUCCUCCCAUCAACAACUCCUCGCUCUGAGGAAGAGCAACAGACGGUCCUGUGCUCCACUCUCAGUGAAAUCCUGGAGUCAGCCUGCCUCAAUAAGACACAGGCCUUUCACCUGGCCACCUGGCCUCGUGCCAAGACCACAGACAGCUCUGACAUCACAGACAGCCACCCAGAGCCUGAGUCCAGUCAGCCUACUGACGCACCAACUGCUUUGGCUGCUGAGGAGCUUGGCUUUGAGAGGUUUCACAGUGUUGUACAGAAAAGGUCUCUCGGGACUUGCUGAGCUGAGAGAGGCUGUGUUGUCACUGUAUGACACUUGGAGGAACAAAUUUGGGGUUCUGCUAUUUCUGUACUCUGUCAUACAUACAAAGGGGAUUCAAAACAUAGAAAAUGAGAUAGAAGAUACUUCUGAACCUCUGAUUGACCCUGUGUAUGGCCAUGGCAGCCAGAGUCUUAUUAACCUACUGGUGACAGGUGAUGCUGUGUCCAAUGUGUGGGACGGUGAUAGAGAAUGUUCUGGAAUGAAGCUUCAUGGCAUCCAUCAGCAAGCCUCUGUUGGCUUCCUUACACUAAUGGAGUCACUGCACUAUUGCAAGGUUGGUGCAUUUCUCAAAUCUCCAAAGUUCCCUAUUUGGAUCCUUGGAAGUGAGACGCACCUUUCAGUAUUCUUCACUAAGGAGAUGGCUUUGGUGGCCCCUGAAUCUCCAUCAGAGCAGGCCAGAAGAGUCUUCCAGAUCUUUGACCCGGAAGUUAACGGGUUCAUUCCAGACACACUGCUUGAAGAUGUUAUGAAAUCUUUGGAUCUUGUCUCAGACCCAGACUAUGUGAAUCUGAUGAAGAGUAAAUUGGAUCCGGAGGGGUUGGGCAUUGUUCUGUUGGGUCAGUUUCUGCUGGAAUUCUUCCCUGAUCAGGAUUCAGUGAUUCCAGACUCAUUUCCUGUGUAUCACUAUAACGGCCUGAAGCAGUCCAACCACAAUGAGAAGGUAAGUUACGUUGAGGGCACCGCUCUGAUCAUGGGUUUUGAAGACCCUAUGGUACGUACAGAUGACACCCCAGUCAAACGCUGUCUACAGACCAAAUGGCCCUACAUCGAGCUCCUGUGGACCACAGAGAGGUCGCCCUCACUCAAUUAAGCUCUAAUCUCUCACCUUUUACCUACCAACCUUUGGCUGCACAGCCCGCUAACUUCAGGAAAGCUGAAACCUUAUAGGACUCCUCACUCUCUGCACUACAUUUGGAGGCCAACACAGGGCCUGAAGUUAAACUGAGAGAUGAUGCUGUUCGCUUGGCACUGACACUAUGGCUUUUCUCUGCUUUUUACACAUAUCAACUGGCUUGUACAUUUGAUUAUUUGGCUCAUUUUGUGUUUAAAGCCCUGGAGUUGAACAAAAUUAGUAUUUUGGGAAUAUUUUUUUUUUUCUUCUUCUUUUUUUUUAAAUGUAUUUUUUCAGAUGUUCAUAUUAUUUUUGUCAACUUUCUACAUGAUUUUGUUUACUGCUCUGAAAAGAUAAAUCUUUGAACUAGCACACUGACUGUGAUAAUCUUUUUGAGUAAUUUAUGGAAUUGUUAAUAUAUCUUUUUUUAGAUUGAAGAUUCAAUGUUUGUGGUUGUGGAGAUUUAAGGGAUAAUUUCACCAAAGCCUCUCUGGUUGGAGAUAAAUUAUUUGUGUGUAAAAUGGUCAGCUGAGGGGUUUUCAUGUUCUAUGACACUGUUCUGGCCCUGGGAGGAUGUCUGUUAGACAGACUUACACAAGAAUGCACUACAACCCCGUGCUGGGCCUUAAAAGACUUUUGGAGGAUAGGAGAGGGCGAUUUUAGUAUUUAAACUUUGAAGUAACAACCCUCAAGGAGGGACUCUGGAAUGACACUAUGAUUCUCUGAAUGAGAAAGAAUAAAGACACAGACAAAUGGUCACCCUUUAUUUAUAAUGAUCCUGAUGGUUCACUAAAAUAAACACCUUUUUUUUCUUCA